GUACGGAAGUGAUGCAGUGACACUUUUUGGUUGCCGGGGAGCUGAGAAGCUGCGUGUAACAUGGCGGGGGAGGAGGUUACUUCGUCUCCGGGAGAGUCUGCUAACGGGUUAGUGGAUCUGUCUGGCCAAGGUCUGCAGAAGCUGAGUCCCACGUUACCAUGUGAAGCUGAUACUCGAACACUAAUUUUGGACAAGAAUCAGAUCAUCAAAUUGGAACACCUAGAGAAAUGCAAAAAUCUUACACAGCUCUCCGUAGCCAAUAACCGUCUUGUUCGGAUGAUGGGAGUUUCAAAAUUGGUCCAUUUGCGAGUACUAAAUCUACCUCACAACAGUAUAGGAUAUGUGGAAGGACUCAAAGACCUGGUGCAUUUGGAAUGGCUGAACCUUGCAGGAAACAAUUUAAAGGUUAUUGAUCAGAUAAACAAUUGCACGUCCCUGCAGCAUCUGGAUUUAUCAGACAAUAACAUAUCUCAGAUCGGCGAUCUCUCCAAGUUAUUGUGUCUCAAGACCCUUCUCCUGCACGGUAACAGCAUCACCACUUUACGCACGGCCUCCACCAGCCUUCCGCAGAAUUUGUCCAUAUUGUCACUUGCAGAGAAUGAAAUCAGAGACCUGAAUGAGGUGUCCUUCCUUGCAGGUCUCUCUGAUCUGGAACAGUUGUCAAUCAUGAACAAUCCUUGUGUGAUGGCCACUCCAUCUAUACCUGGUUUUGACUACAGACCUUAUAUUGUCAGCUGGUGCUUGAACCUUAAAGUCUUAGAUGGAUAUAUAGUUUCACAAAAGGAAAGCUUGAAAGCAGAAUGGCUUUACAGCCAAGGCAAAGGAAGAUCAUACCGGCCGGGCCAGCAUGUUCCACUUGUGCAGUACUUAGCAUCUGUAUGUCCCCUGACGUCUGCACAUGGUCUUCAGACAGAGGAAGAUGCCAAGUUGGAGAAAAUCUUAAGUAAACAAAGGUUACAUCAGAGGCAAUUGAUGCAUCAAAUUCGUAAUGAGACCCAUCUCUCUUCAACUCCCAAUAAAAGAUCCUAUACCUCGGCUGAGCUGCAGAGCCCACCUAGAACCCUUCAUCGAUCUAAUAAUAUUGAGCCUAUUGUAAAGGUGGACACCUGGCUUGGUACAAGUAAUUCAGAAGAUAACUCCUACACAUCAAGAAACGUUUCCUCCAGCCCUGCUCAAUCUGGGCCAUCAUAUUACAACAACCUUUAUCUUGAAGACAUCCAGACUGAUGAGGACAAACUGAAUUGUAGCCUUCUUUCCUCUGAGUCCACAUUCAUGCCUGUUGCUCCUGGUUUAUCCCCAAUGUCUCCCACUGUAGAGCUUAGGGUACCUGGUAUAACAGGGGAAUUAAGUGCCAAUAACACCAUUACCAAAGUGAGUAAAUGUAUUUCUGAGGACUUAACAACACAAGAGAAAGUAAAAGAGGCUGGAGUUGGCAGAACUGUAACUGAGUGCUUGAAACAAGGGGACAACCAUCAUCGGUCCUCUACAGAGUGCACCCAGCCACCCAGUGCCUCCUCUUCUUACAGUGAUGCGGUGGACAGCAAAGUAUUACAGGAUGAAGACAUGGACCGCUUAAAUUGUAUGAACAAAGCAGCAACAAAACUGCAGUCUUAUUGGAGAGGUUUUUAUGCAAGAAACCAUAACCCCAAAGUCAAAGAAGUACAAUAUGAAAUCAGACUCAGCAGAAUGCAGGAGCACAUCGUCUUUCUCACUCAAGAAGUCUCCAGGUUGAAGACAGAAAAGGAUGAGGAGCGGGUGCAGAGGCUUGUACAAGAGGAAGCUCUCCGAUACUUAUGGGACCAGGUUCAGUCCAUUCAAGAUUGGCAAAGGAAAGUAAGCGGUCAGAUUGAUAGUAUUCCAAAGCCUGAUGUACAGUCACCUAAGACAUCGGCACAGCAGUCACCUUCAUACGAGUCUGCUCCUGAAAUCCCAUGCAGCAAAACCACCCCAGACAUCCCGGACUCUGGUUUCCACUCCAUUGAGAUAGGGCAGACAUCUCAUCAGGAACUGAGUGGUUCCGAAAAGAGCUCCACCGAGGAAAGCGCAUCUUCUGAGCAAUCCGUGGAAACCGUAAAACAUUGUCAACAACCAUUGCCCGGUUUCAUUGAGGUUCAUGAGACAACAGCCCAAGAUCCCAGUGAAAGUAGCAAGGAUGACUCCAGCAUAGAACAAGACAGUAGUCUUCUGCAGCAGUAUUUGGAUAAAGUGGAACAACUUGAGAAAGCAGAGGACAACACAAGUCUUAGUGAUGUGACUGAGGAAAGUAGACCUGAAAUUACUAACAGUUCAAUAAACUCAGAUUUCCUCUCCAGUAGCUUCGGACAUGAUUGCGAAGAUGGAAAGAAGGAAGACAUCUCUCAGUCCUCUGAUGAUGCACAGAGCUUGGCAGCAUCACAGGGCGCUUGUACUGAGGCUCCAGAAGGAGAAUUGCUGCAGUAAGGAGAAGUUUGUAGUCUUUUAUCAUUGCUGCUGUUGUAGACUUUUCUGGAAAGGAGCCAUCCUGUGACAUUGACAGCAGACGUAUAGCAGGAGUACUCCUACAGUAAAAGGACGGCAUACAGAUUAGGGGUUAUCAAGCGUGAUCAGCAAGUUUUGGUCACGUAGGUUUUAAGGGCGGAAAAGGUGUCAUUCUAACAUGUGCUGAAGCAUUACAGACCAUACCAUUAUACAUUCCAUAGUCUCUAGUGAUACAGCUUCUUUCUACUAUAUCGGAAAAGAGUUGCAGCAUGUUUCUUUAUUGUUGCUUGGCUUUUGUCAUGUUUUUAGGGGCUCAACGUGUAAUGUAUAUUGUAGUAAUACCAUUGAUGCACUUUAAGAAAAAAUUGCUGGUUUGUCUACAUAUUUCAUAGUUGCAGAAUGUCUUGAUUGGCAAGUAGUGGUAUUCUAGUCCUUAACAGCUUGGGUAAAUGGGUUCUGCCAACUGCUAUGCCAGCCAUGAACACAGUCAUGCUUUAUCAGUGGUUUUUCAAUCCUCUCCCAGUCCUCAAAAGUAAAGGUGCAGGUGGAUUUUCAGGGGACCCAUCCGUACCACUUCUAUAACAGAGGUUGUCACCAUUCAGAAUGCAGCUGCCGGUCAGCUGAUCAAUAGUGAUUUUGCUGGUGGAAGACACAGAUGCUGCUGGAGAAGUUUUAAGCAUUACAUGGUGGAUAUUCUGACCAUCCGUGUAAUGUAAGGACAGCUCAAGUCCGCCAGAGCAGGCGCGACUCCUACAGAACAGGGGUGGACUGGCCAUAGGGGAACUUCCUGUGGGCCGAUGACCAGGAGGCUGCCUGAGCUCUCCCCCACCACUCAUGGUAAGUAAUGAUCUGAAGCUCCCCUGCUGA
Bufo bufo (common toad) is the source of this 3324-nucleotide messenger RNA. RefSeq names its product centrosomal protein 97 (gene CEP97). NCBI's taxonomy places the organism in Eukaryota, Metazoa, Chordata, Amphibia, Anura, Bufonidae. Gene Ontology annotation, molecular function: protein binding. Bases 61 to 2439 code for a protein of 792 amino acids. The transcript is spliced from 11 exons. The record is from RefSeq and is a predicted model, not a curated record.